Molecule: messenger RNA, 975 nt
Organism: Aspergillus campestris IBT 28561
Lineage: Eukaryota; Fungi; Ascomycota; Eurotiomycetes; Eurotiales; Aspergillaceae
Exons: 2
Coding region: 1-975 (324 amino acids)
Source: RefSeq, a predicted model, not a curated record
AUGUCCCCACUGCGCACUCUCUGUCUGACGAAUUUCAGCGUCGACUCGAAGCGCGUGACUGAAUGGGCCCAGUGUCAUCACAUAAGACAUCUGGGUCUCGAUGGCGGGGCGGAAUCGCUCCAGCUUCUCACGCUCUUCACGGGAAAGAUGCCCGAUAUGACAUCGCUAACACUGCGAAUUCACCAUGGAACAUCCCCGGAUAUUACAGAUGACCUAUAUACCCGGCUAGACAAAUUUCUGCAGCACGUCAAUGAUUUGCCGGUGGCGGCCUUUACUGCAUACGAAUUGUCCAAGAGUAUCCUCCUUUUUUUGGUGUCUCGCCGUGGCCCGCACCUCCGACGUCUGCGAUUCUGGCAGACCAAUUUCAACAUGAGGGACCAGGACCAGGAACAGAUUAGAUGUCUCUUCAACUUCGAAGAACUCCAGAACCUCGCUGGUGUGCUUCCCCGGCUGCAAAGGCUCGGCAUCGACUUGCGAUUCAAGGGUCACUUGCCCUACGUCAUACUCAGUGGAGUGGCUUGCUUUCCCAGCCUCGAGCACCUAGAGCUCAACGCGAGCUUUUCCCACGGCGAAUGCGGAAUAAACGGCCGGGAACCCCUCGUAAAUUCAUGGCUCAAUGCAGCUGUCGCGGAAGAAGCGUUCCGCUACGUGGCAGGGGAAAAGCGAUCGUACGGACGGAUCGCCAGGAUCGCCGGUUCGACGACGGUUCCAUGGUCGCCUUUUGAGGGGCUCGAUAUCAAAGUAGGCGAGUGGGAGCCGUGCGUCGAAGGAUACAGAAAGUCGAUCUCGCUAACCAAUCCUAUAUUCUUGUAUGCUUGUCGGUGGCUCGCCUGUCGGCCUGGCAAGGUCGAUAUCGUUCGAUUGAAAUGCCUUGCUCAGCAGUGGCCCAUUGAAGAUGAUUUGUAUGAGCAGGCGCUGGCUCGUGCGGGCUUAUGGGAUGUACCGAAACUACUUUCGGGCCCAGGGACUCUGUAG